ACCUUCCCCUUCUCUGCUUUUUCCUCCAACAUGGAAUUCCGCUCAGCUCGGCAAGCAGUACUGCAGCUACUCCGUACGGUGGCUCCAGCAGACCUCCCAGCUCUGCUCCAGUGGAUGAGAACUACCCGAGAUUUUGAUGAAUUCAUUCAAGACAAUAAUGACAUUAUAUUGAAAAACAUAGCAGAAGACCUUCGGAAUUGCUUACCUCUAGAAACCAUGCUUUCUUCAGAACAUCUAGCCCUCCAAAAAAUACAGCAGCAGCCAGAACCCACAGUUCACGUUGAUGCAUUCCUUUAUGAUGAAGACUUUAUUGAUUCAUUAUGUGAGGAAGGAAAACUGAGCAGAUACUACUGUAUGGUGUGCGGCUCACACCAGACGGCACCUUUAGGGUUUAUUUCUCAUUCCUUCUCUCUCAUGGAAUUGAAGUUCAUUUAUCAUCAUGUACUCCCUGAUCUGUCGGGAAAGGUCUUGGUUGACGUUGGCUCCAGGCUUGGCAUCGUCCUUUACGGGGGUUAUCUUUACAGUUCAGCAUCACAACUACAUGGAGUAGAAUUGAAUGGAGACUUUUGCCAGUUGCAGGAAAUGGUCAUAAAAAAGUACCAGUUCACUGACAGAAUAAAGGUGCUUCAUGCAGACAUCUGUACACAAGGUUCACUUCUGCAAAAUGCUGAUGUUAUUAUAAUGAAUAAUGUCUUUGAAUAUUUUCUUAAUGAGGCAGAACAGGCCAGAGCCUGGGAAUAUAUCAGCCAUAAUGUAAGGAAACAAGGAUCCUUAUUAGUGACAGUGCCAAGUCUUGAAGAUUCUCUCUCAGGUCUUCAGGUUAAUAUACAGUUAUCUCCCUGGGUUGAAGAGGUACCACUGAACUAUGACGUAUACCCAGAAAAGGAUGUUGACAGGGAAGCUCUUGAACAAAUACAUUUAUACAAGAUUCUCUAACACUACAAUAGUCCUACCUCAGUGUAAAAUAAUUACAAAAUAAUUUAAAAGAAACAGAACCCCAGUAUCCUAACACAUAUUUUUUCUGUAUAUUCCUUUCUAGUCUUUGUACAUAUGCUUACAUGUUUGUAAAUAGUUGUAUGUAUAUAUAUACAACUUUGCGUGAUAAUUUUAUUAAAA
This is a messenger RNA of Balaenoptera acutorostrata (minke whale), 1116 nucleotides long. RefSeq lists its product as uncharacterized. Lineage: Eukaryota; Metazoa; Chordata; Mammalia; Artiodactyla; Balaenopteridae. Gene Ontology annotation, molecular function: methyltransferase activity. The record is from RefSeq and is a predicted model, not a curated record. The transcript is spliced from 8 exons. Bases 31 to 936 code for a protein of 301 amino acids.